This is a messenger RNA of Cephus cinctus (wheat stem sawfly), 5597 nucleotides long. It is a transcript of the gene yl, whose product is annotated as vitellogenin receptor. The transcript has 32 exons. The record is from RefSeq and is a predicted model, not a curated record. Gene Ontology annotation, molecular function: protein binding; calcium ion binding. Bases 130 to 5388 code for a protein of 1752 amino acids. Lineage: Eukaryota; Metazoa; Arthropoda; Insecta; Hymenoptera; Cephidae.
CCCCUAUUCGGAGUCAUGAUCAUAUAUAUACUUAAAUUAAUAUAUACCCAUAAAGCCUUUGCGUGGCUCAUUUCCUACUUGAAAGAGUCCUGGUGCAGUCGUAAAAUUGAACCAUCGCAACAUUAACGCAUGAUUUAUACGAUGCUACGGGUAUUGUCAGGAAUAUUAAUAUGGAGUGUAUUGAGUCCCUCUGUUCGUGCGAUUGAUAUUUCAGAAUGCCCUGCACCCGAAUUUUAUAAGUGCAAAGAUGGCCUCUCCUGUAUAUCAUCUUUUUUCCUGUGUGAUGGAAGCUACGAGUGUGAGGAUUUUUCGGACGAAACUAACUGUUCAAAACCUAAGGAACGAAAGCUUAUUUGCGAUAAAAGUGAAUUUCGGUGUCAUGAUAAAUUAUGCAUACCGGAAGCUUGGGUGUGCGACGGGAGGGAUGAUUGUCUGGACGGAAGUGAUGAAAGUUUUGGAUGUAGUAUUAAUAAAACAUGUUCAAAUUUUCGCUGUCAAAAUGGUGGCUGCAUAAUGAACGAGUGGGUGUGCGAUGGUAAUAACGAUUGCGGAGACAACAGCGACGAAGUACAUUGCGAUAAUUCAACGGUAACCCGUAUAGAAUGUACUGCUGAGAAUAAUCGAUAUCUCUGUAAGAACAAGAACUGCGUCAUGUUAUCACUGGUAUGCAAUUCGGCGGACGAUUGCGGCGAUAACUCGGACGAAGAUAGUGUAAAGUGCGAUAGUGCUGAGAAAUUAUGCUCCGUCAAUAACUGUAGUCAUUUCUGUAAAAGAACACCAAACGGUCCUCUCUGUUACUGUAGAAACGGAUACAAGCUCGUCGGCAGUAAAAUCUGCAUCGAUAUCAACGAGUGUGAGAUUUAUGGAAUUUGCGAUCACGAGUGCGUCAACUCCCCAGGAUCAUUUCACUGCACCUGUCAGGCCAAUUACACAUUGCAAGACGAUAAGAGAACUUGUAAAGCUGAUGCAGGAGAAGCCAUAAUGGUCUACUCUACAAAAAGCGAAAUACGUGCCCACUAUCUUCAAUCGAACGUUACUUUCCCAAUAGCUCGAAAUUUACAGCAUGUCAUUGGCGUCACUUUAGAUGCUAAUUUCGUUUACUGGGCAGAUGCCGAAGUAGGAGACGAAGCUAUUGUUAAGAGUCCAGAUACUGGUGGACCAAAAACAGUGAUCGUAACAGCUGGUUUGGGUCUACCCGAGCAAGUAGCAAUCGAUUGGAUAACUGGAAAUAUCUACUUUACCGACAGCUAUUUCAAGCACAUAGGAGUAUGCAACAAUGAUGGGUCUUAUUGUACUGUGAUCAUCACGGAGGCUGCAGAUAAACCACGAGGAUUGGCUUUACUCUCAAUGAAAGGCGAAUUGUAUUGGAGCGACUGGGGCUUGCAGCCUCAUAUAUCAAAGGCCGGUAUGGAUGGUAAAGAUGGUGAGCCAUUUAUCACGGAGAACUUAGUUUGGCCGAAUAGCCUGACCAUUGAUUAUCCUAAUCAGAGGCUUUACUGGGUCGACGCCAAACUGAAAAUCAUCGAAUCCGUCGGACUCAAUGGGAGGGAUCGAAGAGUCGUACUCCACGCUGCUUUGGAACAUCCGUAUUCUUUAGCGAUUUUUGAAAAUAGGCUUUACUGGAGCGAUUGGCGUUUAAAGCAUAUUCAAUCCUGUGAUAAGUUCACUGGCAAGAAUCAAUCUGUUUUGAUCAAACAGCGUGAUACUAUUUAUGGGAUUUAUAUAUAUCAUUCUGCAAUUCAUAAAAUGACUCGUAAUUUCUGUAAGCAGAGUCCAUGCUCACAUCUAUGCUUGUUAGCACGUAAUGAGAAGUAUUCCUGCGCUUGUCCGUUAGACAUGAAAUUAAGUAGCGAUAGUCGCACUUGCACGGAAGAGGAAAAACAACAUCAGUUGUUUAUCGGAGCUAAUUAUAUGGUCAUAGAAUAUUACCAUGCGCUCCUAGGAAAACCUAAACUCACGACAAGUUUGACGAUGACACAUAUUACGGAACUUGCGUAUAAUUCACUUAAAGAUACGAUAUUUGUGGCUGACGGGAUUACCAAUACGAUAUAUGAAUUUAAUCAACGCAGUGGAAGUAUGGACGUGGUAAUAGCCGCUCAAAGCAGUCGAAUCGGUGGAAUGGAUUUUGAUUAUUAUGGAAACAAUUUAUAUUGGUGCGAUAUAAAUCAUCGAACAAUUCACGUUUAUAAUCUCAACACUCAAACGUCAGUGACAUUUAAUUAUUCAGAAGAGCCGAGAGACAUACUUCUAAUUCCUGAACAUGGGAUAAUGUACGUGGCAUUUGCCUCAAGCAAGAAAGUUCAUAUUGAUAAGAUGGAAAUGAAUGGAGCCGGUUCGAGAACCCACGUGAUAGAAGAUCGAAUUUUGGGUCCAAAUGUAGCCCUUACGUACGAUCGAACUCUGGAACGUGUAUUCUGGGCAGAUCGUGGAACCGGUAGAAUUGAGAGUACAUCCUGGGAAGGUACUGAUCGUCAUUUGUUUCGAUCUGGAUUGGAUGGGUUAGUGGACAUUACGAUUAUGAAAUCAGAUAUUUUCUGGACCGUUCAUGGUUCUUCGAAAUUAUUUUGGGCGAACAAGAAUGGUGCGAUUCCUGGAAACAAAAAAAUUACACUUGAUAUAGGUAAUAUUAACGGAGUAUCACUGCCGAUGCAUUUAGUAACCCGUAACGAAGUUCACGGUCCCAAUAAUCAUCCGUGCAGUAGAAACAAUGGUGGAUGUACUCAUGUGUGUCUUGUAUUACGAAACAAUUAUAUGUGUGCGUGUCCCCCAGGAAUGAUUUUAAGCGAAAAUAAUAAAGGUUGUAAAGAAGAAGUGCUGUGCAGGGAUAAUCAAAUGGAGUGCAAAGGGGAUAACAAAUGCAUUUACAAUAAUCAAUGGUGCGACGGACAGCAAGAUUGUUCAGACGGCGAGGAUGAGAAAAAUUGCACUCGUAAAAUCUGCAACGCUAAUGAAUUUACUUGUAAAAGUGGGGAAUGCAUAGCCGAGGAAAACCGAUGUGAUUCGAAUUACGAUUGUAAAGACCGAUCGGACGAAGCAGACUGUACGAAGAAAGCGUGUAAUGAGGAUGAAUUCACAUGCGCGUUCAGCGGAGAGUGCAUCUCAAAGUAUCUCGUGUGCAACGGACGUGCGGAUUGCUCAGAUUUCACCGACGAAAGUGGCUGUAACAAACAUACGUGUGACCAGGAAAGCUUCAGUUGCACCGACGGAAGUUGCAUUCCAAUAUCCUGGAAAUGCGAUGGAGAGGCUGACUGUAUGGAUGGCUCUGACGAAGGAGCUCAUUGCCCGUCGAAUAUCUGUUCUUCAGAAUUGUUCACCUGUUCGAAUGGACACUGCAUAGACAAAUCAUUGGUCUGUAAUAAUCUUAAUGACUGCGACGAUUAUUCCGAUGAGGUCGAAUGCUCCGUUGAAGAAACAACUAAAAUCGAUGGUUGCACCAGCGACCAGUACCAGUGUUUUGCCACGGAUAAAUGCAUACCUGAGAGUUUAAGGUGCGACGGGGUGCAGGAUUGCCCUAAGAAUGAUGAUGAACAUCACUGCGGGGGAUGUCGAGUCGAUGAAUUUACUUGUGAAAAUAUGAACUGUAUUCAACUAAGCGGAGUGUGCGAUGGCGUUGAUGAAUGUGAUGAUAAUUCUGAUGAGAAGAAUUGCGAUCAUCAACAUCCUGGACAUAUUAAUGGCGUCAAUAAUACUGUCAGCCUUCUCCAUUGUGAUCAGUACACAUGUGCCACCGGAUCCUGUUUGCCAUUUAAUUCUGUUUGCGACGGGACACCCGACUGUUACGAUGAGAGUGACGAAGGCGGUGUAUGCGAAAGCGCAUGCGGAUUGUUUGAUCCCUGUGAACGCAUCUGUCACAAAACACCGGCAGGCGCUGUUUGCAGUUGUCCCGAAGGAUAUCGUCUUCGUAACGACGGCACAUCCUGCGAAGACAUUAAUGAAUGCGAGGAACAGGCUUGCACUCAGAUUUGUCUGAAUUUACCAGGAUCAUUUUUGUGCUCGUGCUUCGACGGAUAUGUUUUACGUAGCGAUUGGGCCACCUGCAAAGUCGAUGGUCCGCCAAUGGUCAUAAUUGCAGCAGCGAAGGGGACAGUUAUUCGAAAAAUAAAUCCAUCAUUACAUCUGACGCACGACCUCUUUUAUGAUGAUACUAUGAAUAUUACCAGUGUGGAUGUGGAUGCUGCUCGCAAUACGAUAUAUUGGAGCGACGCGCAUUAUGCAACGAUAAACAAGAUGAACUUAAAUGACGAGGGACGGAAGACGAUACAGAAUAUCGGUCAACCGGAAGUACUGUCGCUCGACUGGAUAACUGAUAACGUGUACUUUUACGAUACGGAAUCGCUAUCAAUAAAAGUCUGCCAUUUCAGUGAAGAAAAGUGCGCCAAAGUAGUAGCCAUCAAUGACAUGUACAAAGUGAAGGCACUUACGGUCGAUCCAAUCCACGGGUGGAUGUUUUGGGGUCAAACGCUCUUCAGAUUGAAUGGUGCAAUGAGUGAAAUAUACCGUGCCGAUAUUAAUGGCUUGAGCGUGACUGGGAUUGUUUUAAAUAAUCUUGGAGCCGUUAAUGGAAUAACUAUUGAUUAUUUCAGAUCACACUUGUACUGGGCAGACUCGCAGAGAGACGUCAUCGAACGGUCGGAUUUGAAUGGUGUAGACAGGAAGAUUUUUAUCAGGACGACUGCACGCAAUUACCCGUAUGGCUUAAACAUCUAUGAGGAUUCCCUUUAUUGGCUUAUCAAUGGUUUGAACUUCGUGAAAAAAUGUUCUCUACACAAUACUACCGAUUGUCAACAAAUUCGACUCAGUUCAUACACCGCGAAACAUAGCUUUGCCAUUUUUCAACCAUCCCGGCAACCAAGUGUGGAAAAUGUUUGCGAGGGUCACAAGUGCGACUACAUGUGUGUCCAAAGCAAGAAGGUUAUGUGCCUUUGUCAUUAUGGCGUUUCACCGUAUAAGAACGCAUCGUGUCCCGAGAGUCCUAAUAUGACAAUGGAGAACAACUGGAAAAUCCUUGAUAAGAAGGUACAAAGUAGUGAGCGCGAUGGUGGAACCUUCACUGGAAUAAUACUGACGGUCGCCAUAGGAAUUAUGAUACUAUCCGCGUACUACUAUUAUCAAAAGAAAAAAUUAACUCUGCUGAGAAAGACUGACGUGAGCAUUCAUUUUCAAAAUCCAUCGUUCGAUCGUGCCAAGGACAUUGAGAAAGCAAAUCCAACACCAAUUUUGAUUCCUGGAGAGCACGAAUACAUCAAUCCAACGGUCGACGUACAGCCCAAGGUUAACGAAAAAAAAGAGAAUCACUUACGUAAAACAAUUGAAUUGAUGAAUUCUGAUCAAUCUGAAAGUGAAUUCGAAGAUGCAACGUAUUCUCACGACGUCCGUCUGAUACGUUAGGUCACGGGGAGUUUAUAAUAUUUGUAUAAAAAUAUUUUCACAAGACUGGGCAUUAUUAAUUAUUAUAAGCGGUAUACACGCGUGUAUAUAUAUAUUUGUUUUUUUACACUAUUAUAUUAUGUUAUGUAUUAUUUUAUAGAAUUUUAUUAUUGUUGUUAUUAUACUAUUUCAUACAAAAUUCAAAUAAAUGUAUCUAUCAUGAGAAUUAA